GUUAUUUUCUUCACAUUUUGUAUAAUGUCCAACGUCAAUGUCACAUAAUGAAAUGGCCAGUCCUAAUUAUAACGAAAUAUACGGUGAAACACAACCAACGAAUUUAAGCAAUGAGAACACAGAACAUUUAGUGUAUCAGCAGGAGGCAACAUAUAGGCAGCUUCGUGAUGCCGAAAAAACUCUGCAGAAUAAAAAUGUACUGAUAAACUUACUAAGAGGACAGAUCCAACAGAUGGAGUUGAAUUUGAAGAUAAUGAUGAACGAAAAAGAAGAGAUGCGCUGCAAAUAUUGUUGUUUAGAACAAGAUUAUCUAGGAACCAAAAACAUAAACAAAGAAAGGGAAGAAGAGAUAUCUAAAUUGAAAAUGGAAUUGUCCCGAAAAGUACAAGUUGAGGUUGGAAACCAACACGGAAUCGAUGAGUUGUUGAGCGAUCAGAAAAAAGUUUUAGAGGAAUUGUUAACCUGUAUUGCAAAAGAAAGGACUCCUCCCAUUUCAACAGUCUCAUUAACACCAAACGACGUUGGCUUACAGCCCUUGGGCUCAAAUAUAAUGACUUUAGAAGGUGUUUUGAAAGAAUACGUAGAAAUUAUAAAAAAAUUGGAAAACGAAAUUGAUGUAUUGGGGGCAACACUAAAAAAAGUAAAUACGGAAUCAAAGGGUGAUCACAAAAUUAAUAGCGUAAAUCAAAUAGGAAAUGAAUCCGCAUUGGAAAAUGAAGAAAUGAAAAAAGAAAUUUGUUUACUUAAAACGCAACUUCGUCUCACAGAAGAAGAAUUGAAUACGGUAUCUCGUACAGAAUUAGAAUACAAAAAUCUCAUUGAAAAUCAAAAAAAUAAAAUUUCUCAGUUACAAAGUGAAUUAAAAAAUUCAGAAGAUAUUAUAUUUGAAAAUAAAACUCUUAUUAAUACAUUACAAACGGAAAUAGGCGAUUUACAAAAAUUAAAGUGCGAGGUAUGUAUGCUGAAAACGAAAGUAAGACUUACCGAAGAAACUGUGAAAGAAAAAGAAAUUAUUAUCAACGAUCUUUCUUCUGCCAAGCAAAAUCCUGAAAACUUAAGUAUCAUUGAACCUCUCCAAAAACUAUUAGAAGAGGAAUGUACGUACUUGGAAGAUUUAUUGUAUCAAGAAUUCAAUGAUAAAUUUGAAGCUGAAAAUGAAAAUUAUAAUAGUGCAUUUGAAGUAAUGUUAGGUUUAUCGAAACAAAAUAUGGGUCUUAUAAUAAAUAUACACGAACACAUUAUUAGCUACAAAAAUGAACAUUUAACAAUUUUUGGAAACUGUAAAGAAUUACUUUACGACGAAAACAAUUAUCUCGAAGGUAUAUUAACUGAAUAUACAAUAGAUAACUUAGAUGAAGAAUUUGAUUCAACAAUGUACAACAAUGAAAUUUUAUUAUUAGCAAAAAGAAAUAAAAAUCUCAUAAUGAACAUGCACAAAAUGUAUGCGGAAGAAAAGGAGCAACAAGUUAACGAAUUAAUAAAUCUUAACAAUGAAUUACAAGAAUCAAUUUCAGAAAAAGAUUCCAAAUUAGAGCAAAUGGAAGUAUGUUUAUGCAAUUAUCGAGGCGAACUGAACGUCGUAGAGUUCGAAAAUUCCUAUGUCAAAAAUAUGUUAACUGAAAUUAAACAAGAAUGUACAUGUGGUGAAUCACAAAUUAUAAAUUGUAAUAAUGAAAUUAAAGAACAACUACAAAAAAUUGUGGAAAAACAAAAUGAACUCGAGAAAAUAUUGAAAUAUAUGCGUUGCGAGAAUGAAACUGUUGUACAAGAAAUUAAAUCUAGCAAAUCAACUCUAAGUACUAUUAGAAUGGACAAUAGUGACGUAAAAAUCAAUUUAAAGGAAAUUUCUUCUUGUUUAUGUGAGUAUGAAGGUGAAUUAAAUGUUGUACAAAAAAACAGAUUAUCUGAUAGAGUAACAGAACUUAGCAAGCGCUAUUCUGAUUGUUUAAAGCAUUUAGAAGUUGUUCAGGCUGAAAACAAUGAUAUUUUCCAUAAAUUACAAGUUUCUUUAAAAGAUCUGAAAAGAAAUAUUGAAGAAGAGGCUGCACGAAAAGAUGAAUCAGAAAGGCUUAUCAAGGAAGCAAUUAACCAAAAAGAAGUUCUAGAAGAAGAAUUAAAAAAGAAUUACGACAACAUUUGUUUAUGCAAUAUGAAUUUAAAAGAUGUCCUUAUUGAUUAUGAUAAAACAAAAUCGAAAUUAAAUUCUACACAACAAGAGCAAAAUAUCCUAAAAGAGAAAUUGGCUAAAUCUACAGAAGAGAUUAAACGUUUAAAAGAAGAAUGUUGUAAUUUAAAAAAUGUAAUAAAAAAAGAGCAAGAACAUAGCGAAACAGAUAGCACAAAACAAAACAUUAUGAACUCAAAACUGUUUAAUAUAAAGACUAUGAAAUAUGAGUUUGCUUUAAACGAAAUAAAGAGUUUAGAAAGUAUUAAUGAAAAUUUUCUAGUAGUUUUAGAACAAAAAUUAAUAAUGGAUAGACAAAAUUUACAAGGAUUAGUCGCGGAUACACUAGAUCAUGUGCAGCAGUUAAGAUUAGAUUUACAUAUUCUGACCCAGGAAAUAAAUACUAUGGAUCUUAUAUUUAAAGCUUUGGAAAAUAAUUGUCAAGAAAGUGCCUCAAAAGACACGCCACAACCCAAAGAAAAAAUCAUGGUUGAAAGUACUUGUGUAUGCACUGAAGAGUUGUAUUUGGAUAAAAUUUUAAAACAGAUAGAUCGACUAGAGGAGGAAAAUGCGCAGCUUAUCUCCGAACGAGACAAUCAAUUAGCGGAAUUUUUGGCCAAUAAUGUUGUUCUUCAAACAGAAAUUACCAACAAUUUGGAACAAAUUCAAGAAUAUCAAAGAAUUAUCUUAGAAUUACAGAAAGAAAAGGAAGAUAUUAAAGAAACAAUGAGUCGUAUCAGUGAAACAUGCCAAAGAAUGGACAAACAUGCACACGAAACUAGUGAAACAGAAGAAGUUACUGUUAGAUAUACAGGUCUAAUGAAGCUUUAUCAAGAACAAGAGAAUUGGUAUAGAGAGAGAUUGCAACAAAAAGAACUAGCUUAUAAUAAAAAAAUUCAGGAAAUGGAUGAAUUGGUUGAUAAGUUUUGCAUGUUAUGUCCAGAUAUUGAUCAACAAGUUAAAAUGAAAAUGAAUGAUGAAUGCGGUUGUAAAAUUGAAGAAGCAGAUAUAGAAUCUUGGAAAGAUAGAAAAGCGAAAAUCUUGAACGAAGUUCUUACGGCUACAAUUAAAUCAUCAAAUAAAUUAAUCAAUGAGAAGGACAACGAUAUUAGAAAGAAAAUUGGCUCGGGCAAUUUCAAAUCAGUUAUAGAUGACUUUUUGUUAGCACUAGAAGAUAUUAAGGCGAGCGAAACCGAUAAAAAAUACAUAAAAAGUCUCAUUCAAAUUGAUAAUUUUGAUAUAAAUGAAAAAAAUGUUGAGAAGCCUAUACAAACAAACAAAAUAACACAAGUUCCCGUUAUAUUGGAAGCUAAUAAACUUCCUGUAAUCUCCGUAACACCUGAAAAACAAGUGUCUGCCUUAAAUAUUACAAUCCAUAAGUCUGCAGAUGAAGUAGCAAAAAUAUCGACAAAUCAAGAAAAUAUUCUGUCCAACCAUAAUAAGAAUAUUGAAAUCAGUUUCUCAAAGCAACAGCCAUCAGCUACGAAAAUAUUAACAUAUGAUGAGAUUAUGAAAUGUUCCAGAAAUUGUAAAUGUAAGAUGACUAGCGACGAAUCGAACGGACACGCUAAACAUGCCUGUGCCUUCAAAAGCAAACUUCCCAGAAGAAAACCGUUGAAACCUUUGUCAAGAUGUGCAAGAUGUAAUCAAACUUCUGGUACAUCAUUAUUGGAGACCAUUAUAUUAGAAGAAGACGAUCAAGAAUCUUAAAUAUUUAAGUGGUGAAAAAAUAUUACAGCGUUAUGUAAAGUACUGCUCGUGUUGUUAAUCAGUGGUGUAAUAAAUUUAGACUGAAACCGUCUCCUUUAAUACA
This is a messenger RNA of Aethina tumida (small hive beetle), 3977 nucleotides long. RefSeq names its product centromere-associated protein E. NCBI's taxonomy places the organism in Eukaryota, Metazoa, Arthropoda, Insecta, Coleoptera, Nitidulidae. The coding region runs from base 38 to 3874 and encodes 1278 amino acids. The transcript has 17 exons. The record is from RefSeq and is a predicted model, not a curated record.